GUUCCGGGGUUUGGAGGCCGCUGCAGCGUUUUAACACACGGUAGAGGAGCACCGCGGCUGCAUUUCUAGUGCUCCGCCACUCAACAAACAACUUCCGAUUAAAAGCCGGCAUCAUUUAAAAUCAUAAUCAGUUACUGUCAACGCGCGAAUCGGUAUAACAUGGUCCUGUGCUGGACUACGGAUAAAGAAUAUUUUCGUAAGUGAGGUGGUGCAAGUUGGGGUGGUUUGGGGUAUGAGAUAAACUAUUCGCUUUUUCGGUGUUAGUUACUACAUUUUUUGGAACUUCACUUCAUUAAGCGAUGUCCAAUACAAAGAAGAAAACUGCAGAAGAUGAAGACGUUGUAUCGACUGCGAUUGGAGAGUUCGGGCGAUGGCAACUUCUCAUGACGUUUCUUCUUUCGCUCUUCAACAUACCUUGCACUUGGCACAUUUUCGUACCCACUUUCCAUGCGGCGGAAAGAGAUAUGUGGUGUGCCAGGACGGAAGGGUUCAUGGACGUGGAGCCUUCGUUGUGGAAGAACUAUACGCAGCCGGAAGGGUUGUGCAAAAUAUAUGACUUAACGGGAAUAACUCAGGAUGAUUUGCCUUACCUGGCUGCAAAGAAUAAGGAACUGGUUUCCUGCACGGAAUGGGAAUUUGAAGGCGAAGGAAACACUAUCAUUUCCGAAUUCGACCUGGUCUGCGAUCGAAAAACCCUCAACAAUAUAUCCGAAAUGAUGUUUCUCGGUGGAGUGGCAAUCGGUGGUUUGGUCUGCGGUAUCUUGUCUGACAAAUAUGGUAGAAAGAGAACCUUAAUGGCUUCCGUUCUCCUACAAACAAUUCUCGGUGUCGUCAUCUCUUUCGCCCCAUGGUUUCAGAUGUAUUUUAUCCUGCGAGCAGCCUUGGGUUUUAUCUCAGUUUCCGUCGUAUUCAGUGGAUUCGUUUUAUCGAUAGAGUUGGUUGGAGGAAACUGGAGAACCGUGGCCGGAAUAUCGUACCUGUUUCCGGUUUCUUUGAGUUACAUGAUUAUUGCAGGAAUGGGAUGGUUGUUGAGGGAUUGGAGACAGUUACAACUGGCGAUUUCCCUGCCUGGGUUUAUUUUUUUGAUUUUAUGGUGGGUGCUUCCGGAGUCACCUAGGUGGUUGUUGGCGAUGGGACGGACGAAUGAAGUCAUGAUUAUUUUGCAAAAGGCUGCGAAAUGGAAUAGAAAAGAGCUGCCAGUCAAUAUUGAUAAACAACUUCUACCGUGUGAAACUGAAUGUGACACUGAAUCUGUGAAUGUGAUGGAUUUGUUUAAAACGCGACAAAUGCGCAAAAAGACGUUGCUUUUGUUUGUGAUUUGGUUUAGUGUUUAUUUGGUGUAUUAUGGACUGGUGCUCAAUCUUGGAAACAUUGGAGGGGAUCUCUACAUUAAUUCGGUUUUAUCUGGUGCAGUAGAAAUCCCAGCAGUGGCCCUUAGCAUUGUGAUUCUCCUCAAAGGUGGCCGUCGAUGGCCCUUGGGUUUAACCAUGAUGCUUUCUGGAGUCGCUUGUGCAUGUACAGUACCUAUAGAUUUGGUUUCGCACAAUCUUCAAUGGAUCAUUACAACAUUAGCAAUGAUUAGUCGAUUUAGCAUCAGUUCAUCUAAUGCAAUAAUGCCGGUUUUUACAGCCGAGUUGUAUCCAACCAUCAUCCGAAACAUAGGUGUUGGAGCUAGUAACGUUUCAGCAGGAAUUGCGCUGAUGUUAGUACCUUACUUAUGGGAAAUGGCGAACAUCCAUCAAUGUGUACCUAUGUCAAUUAUAGCAGGCUGCGGUAUAAUUGGUGGUAUAUGUGUACUCUUUCUACCCGAAACUGGUAGUGGACCUUUGAAGGAUACGAUAAAAGAAGCAGAAUGUGAAUCCAGAAGUUCCGAUUCGAGCGAAAUCAAGAGGAUAAAUAAUAAUAGUUAAAAGGUUGAUCGUAGACCACUUAAAUCCAGUUGCUGCUUCCUGAAGUUCAGUAAAGUGAUAACGUUGACGUAAUGAAACAAAAAACUAUGAAACAACUUUUUAUCAACAGUUUAUCGAGUUCUUAGUACAAUUUAUAUAAAAUUUGAUCCAAACAAAUAUUAUUGUCGAUUACAACAAUAAUGCAAUCAUAAUCUAUCUAAAUUGAUUACAAACACUUAAUAUUAUUUGUCAGUGUUGUCAUUCUGAAUAAAUCUCAAAUGGUGACGUACUUAAUAAUACCACAAUAGUCCUCAGAUUGACGAAAAUAGUUAAUGUUCUCAAGUUUAUUAAUUCACUUUGAGAUUGCAAUGUAGAUCGAAAAAUAAUAAUCUACAAAAUAACAUUACUGGUCCAUGAAUUUUAUCACACCAUUCAUUAUCACCGCCGUCGUCAUGCAAUUGUUGUUUCGCUGAAAAUUAUCUUCGCGUAUGAUUAACCCCACACACAAUAAUAAUUAACAUCAGUUGUUCACAACUAGCUCAUUAGUCUAAUUUUCUAUGUAACUGUUGUUCUUACUCGUGUAAAUACGUACAAAAUAAGUAGGUUUUAUUUGACUUUAAACCCGUUUCUAACAAUUUAUUUAUAUAUUUCAAAAUUUUCGGAUGAAAGUGAUAACAUCUAAAUAAAUACUUGAUUAUAAUUUAAAAGUACACUAAAGCAGCGAAAACAGGAAACGUUCCUAGCACUUGUUCAUUUGUAGCCAUGACAUUGGUAACGUAUUUAAGUCAUUGACUAGCGCAUUAGUGCGCAAAUGUUUUAGUAGAUUAUUCAUGUGAAAUGUAACGCUAAUAUUUAUUUUUUUCCUUUAUUACGAUUGAAUAGAAAACCAUUAUGAAAAUGUUUAAAUAUAUAUAUCUACAGGGUGUUUUAUGUAAAACUAUACUACGCGUUAGAAGUACAAAUUUUGUUCGAUUUCGAAUUACGGAAAACAAAAAUAUGUUUCAAAGCAAUAAAACAUCUUGUAUAAGUUGUACAUAUUAGCUAGGUGUUAGUAUUAAGUUAUAUACUUGGUGUUUUUUCUAUCAAAUGUUUAGAUGGCUGUUAAUGCUAAAUAAUUUAUACCUAUGUGAUUAAUACCAUUUAAGUUAAACUGCCUCUUUGUAUAAAAAAAGUUAUUGAAAAACUGUAAACGGUUUUUUUAUUUUUAAAAUGUGCUGAAUUACAGAUACUAUAAACAUGGAAACAAUUUUCUGUAUAACUGAUAGACAAUUUAGAACUUACGGACUUAAUUUUUGUAUAAUAUGUAAAUUAUUUAAGGUGUAAAAGUUUCGAUUUGUGAUCUGUGUUACUAGCUAUGUAUCUUUUAAUCUACAUAUCUAUCUAGAAAGCCAAAUUUGUAGACUU
Molecule: messenger RNA, 3293 nt
Organism: Zophobas morio
Lineage: Eukaryota; Metazoa; Arthropoda; Insecta; Coleoptera; Tenebrionidae
Product: organic cation transporter protein-like
Exons: 7
Coding region: 300-1910 (536 amino acids)
Biological process (GO): transmembrane transport
Cellular component (GO): membrane
Molecular function (GO): transmembrane transporter activity
Source: RefSeq, a predicted model, not a curated record